Molecule: messenger RNA, 412 nt
Organism: Prorocentrum cordatum
Lineage: Eukaryota; Dinophyceae; Prorocentrales; Prorocentraceae
Source: the annotation of a GenBank genome assembly
AUGGGCCCGACGCUGCUCUGCCCCGGCACGCACUCGGCCGAGUGGCACACGACGCUGGAGCGAACAGCGCCGUCGGCGCGCGCGGGCGACGCCGUCCUGGACUCCUUCGGCGCCGCCGCCGUGGCCUGCGAGGCGGGCACGGCGGUGCUGAUGGACUCGCGGCUGCUGCACUGCGGGGGCAGGAACGCGGCCGAGGGCGAGGGCGGCAGGCGCCGGCGCCUGCUGGUGGCCACCUGGCAGCUGCCCGGGAACGCCCCGGUGGGCUCCACCUACUCGAUCCGGGGGGAGCUGGCUGGCCGCCUGCGGCUGCGGCAUUUCCUGGAGGGCGGCGCGGGGCCGCCAGAGGACUUGCUGGCCUGCGGAGCCGGUUGUUUGGGCGACGGCGCCGACCGCGGUUUCGGGAACGCCGCAA